This is a messenger RNA of Ictalurus punctatus (channel catfish), 2132 nucleotides long. RefSeq names its product FGGY carbohydrate kinase domain containing (gene fggy). Bases 254 to 1951 code for a protein of 565 amino acids. Gene Ontology annotation, biological process: carbohydrate metabolic process. The transcript has 16 exons. NCBI's taxonomy places the organism in Eukaryota, Metazoa, Chordata, Actinopteri, Siluriformes, Ictaluridae. The record is from RefSeq and is a predicted model, not a curated record. Gene Ontology annotation, molecular function: phosphotransferase activity, alcohol group as acceptor; kinase activity.
CCGUCUCUAAAGUUACAGACGACAUUGAUAUACACGUUUCUAACCACAAUAGCAUCUCAAGACCAUGACUUACAGUCACAAAAACAACGGGAAAGUGUUCCUGUAGAUGUCAGCUGUAACACUGGCCUUUCAGAUCAGGAGGUCAAGAGCUGCCAAUGCCAAGCUACCACUGCUGGGCCCUUGAGCGAGGCCCUUAACCCUCAACUGCUCAGCUGUAUAAAUGAGAUAAACGGAAGUCGCUCUGGACGGUUCGAUGACGAGCACUUCUUCGUCCGGAGACGAUCGGUGUUACGUGGGCGUGGACGCGGGCAGCGGCAGCGUUCGAGCUGCGCUGGUUUCCCGCGACGGCCGUGUUACAGCCGUGGCCGAGGAGCCCGUGCACAUCUGGCAGCCUCAGGCAGAUCAUUACGAACAAUCUUCCGACGACAUCUGGAGGAAAUGCUGCAGCACUGUGAAGAAAGUGACCGAAGGCAUCGCGAAGGAGCGAGUGCGAGGGAUCGGGUUCGAUGCCACGUGCUCGUUGGUGGUUCUGGACCAGAACUUUCAGCCUGUAGCUGUUAAUAAAGAUGGUGUCAAGGAGAGGAACGUGGUGAUGUGGAUGGACCACAGAGCGACGGAACAAGCGUCCCGCAUCACAGCCACUUCUCACCGAGUCCUGAGCGCCGUCGGCGGCGUGAUGUCUCCCGAGAUGCAGCCGCCCAAGUUACUGUGGCUGAAAGAGAACCUGAGGGAGCGCUGCUGGAAGGAAGCCGCACACUUCUUCGACCUGCCAGACUUUUUAUCCUGGAAGGCAACAGGUUCGCUGGUGAGAUCACUGUGCACGGUGGUGUGUAAGUGGACGUAUUCGCCGCCGGACGGCUGGGACGACAGUUUCUGGGCCGCCGUCGGUCUCCAGGACUUGAUGGAGAACAAUCAUUCAAAAAUGGGGGAGCGGACGUGUUGUCCCGGCAGCCCGCUCGGAGGAGGACUGACUCCGGAGGCAGCCGCAGAGUUGGGUCUGGAGCCGGGAACAGCUGUGGGAGCGUCUCUGAUCGAUGCCCACGCAGGAGGACUGGGCGUCAUCGGGGCGGAUGUAAGCGGCCAUCAGUUGCCGUGUGAAAAUCAGCCAAUCACGUCGCGCCUUGCUCUGAUCUGUGGAACAUCGUCCUGUCACAUGGCUGUGAGCCAGAAGCCUCUGUUUGUUCCAGGUGUGUGGGGUCCGUACCUGUCCGCCAUGGUACCGGAGCUGUGGCUUAACGAAGGCGGUCAGAGCGCUACGGGGAAACUGAUUGAUCACGUGGUGACGGGACACGCCGCUUUCUCUCAGUUAAAGGAGCGAGCGGAGAACAGUGGAGUGCAUAUUUACUCUUUCCUGAACGGCCACCUGGAGGAAAUGGCCAAAGACCUGAGGAACCCGGACGAACUGACCACCGGCCUGCACGUCUGGCCCGAUUUCCACAGCAACCGGUCUCCUCUCGCUGACCAGAGCCUAAAGGGCAUGGUUAUCGGACUGUCUCUGUCUCGGACGCUGGACGACUUGGCCCUGCUUUACCUCGCUACUCUACAGGCUACUGCUCUCGGCACCAGGCACAUCCUGGACGCGAUGAGGGACGCGGGACACGACAUCACGACCUUGUUCCUGUGUGGAGGGCUCAGUAAGAACGCUCUGUUCGUGCGCAUGCACGCCAACGUCACGGGUUUGCCAGUCGUCCUGGCCGCAGAGAGAGAGGCCGUAUUGGUCGGUGCUGCAGUUCUGGGGGCCUGCGCCUCGCGGGACUACACCUCCAUUCAGGAAGCCAUGGAGAAAAUGGCCAGAAUAGGAAAAGUGGUCCGACCGAACCUCGAGCUCGAGAGCUUUUACAGGAAGAAGUACGCCGUGUUCCUGCGGCUGUUCGCCCAUCAGAGAGAGUACGCGGCGCUGAUGAGCGACGGCCGCACCGACGCUGACGUGUUCACGCCUCUCAGGAAGUGAAAGUCUGGCCUGGUGAACACGCUGCUGCAGUUUCCUCUGUGGGCAUCGGAUCCGACGCUGCGCUGCUUCUACUGCUGCUCGUUUCGUCUCUCGAACACGAGCGUGUCGGCAGCAUGAAUUUAGAGCUCUUUAUCUAUUUAUAUAUAUAUAUAUAUAUAUAAAUAAACCAUGGUCCGAUUGA